AUGUUUUCUUCUGAUGCCAUGGAGCAGACCACAAAUUUAGCUCUUACCGUACAAUCUGCCAUUGAAUCCAUUCGUGCCGAGCUCAAAGCCGAUAAGCGCCGCAAACGACGACGUCGUGAACAUCAAAUGAGCAAUCAAUCUUGUUCUUUAAAAACUUCUCACAGGCAAUUAUCAUCAUAUCCUCCCUCUCCACUCACAGACACCGUAGAACUUGGCAGUUAUCCACCCGAAAUCACAUCAAAAGAGUCAAACUCAGAUUCGACUUCAGGCACCGAUUCACCUGACCUUGAAUUGGCCUCCUGCGAUGAAUCCACCCAAAAGGUAUCUCAGACAACUUCUCAAGGAAACGGCAGUGAUUCCAGUCACCCAAGUGAAAACACGAACCUUCUUCAUAAAGCAUCCUCUCUCAAAACUGAUUCCGAUUCAAUACCGGUGGACUCUGGCAGUGAAAAUUCUUUUAGUUCUGUAGACUGUCCUUCUAAUAAUUAUCUUGAUCUUUCCACUAAGGAGCCUACCUAUUCGGCAACACUUAUUUCACCUGCAGUAGAUAAAUAUAAGCAAUCAGUUAUUUCGCCAGUAAAUUUACCCUGCCCUCAUUUGGUAUCAGAGGAAUUGACAGAUGAGCCAAUUACUUCAAACCGUAAUGAAUUUCAGGCUAUCAAAUGCCAUCUGGAUAGUGAGCAAAUCCCGCAAGCUUGUGAAGAUACCAUGCUAGAUAUUACUAGACAGAAAGUGGACGAUAUGGUUCCAUCGUUCGAGCUUACAGAAGACCUGGUACUGGAUGCAGAUGACUUCAUGGACGAAUGUGUAGUUUCUAAUUCUAAUGCCUAUCAAGGCGAUGAGGAGAAUGAGGAAGAGGAAGAGGAUGAUGCUACAGACACUGAGGGAGAAUGCAUCGAACAAUCCGCAUCUCAGAGCAACCGAGUAACUACCAAGCGGAUCUUUCUGGGAAUAGAAUCUCAGUCCGAAAUUGGACCUUCUACGACUGCCAGUGGUUCUGGCAGUGUUUUGUCGAGAUCUAGGAAGAUAACUGGGAAGUGGUCGGCCGAUCCGGGAGAAGUUGGGUCCAGAGACUACAGGCGAAAUGGUUAUCGACAUAGCCGGCUAGAAUUAAAGGCUGAUAGUAUCGAAUCUCUUUCUUCCCAUCAAGGGUGUAGAUCUUGGUCUCCCAAUCACAAUAAUGAUCAAGACGGAAGCAAUAUAGGCGGAAAGUUGGCAGAGGAAGAUUUAGAUGAUGAUGAAGUCAGAGCUCAGAUAGCCGCUUUUCUGCCUCCCCCCAAAAGUCUGAUCCUUGCUGAUAAUCCUUUACUUCACAUGCCUCCAGGAGUGAGUUUUUAG
Molecule: messenger RNA, 1338 nt
Organism: Protopolystoma xenopodis
Lineage: Eukaryota; Metazoa; Platyhelminthes; Monogenea; Polystomatidea; Polystomatidae
Source: the annotation of a GenBank genome assembly